This is a messenger RNA of Manis pentadactyla (Chinese pangolin), 1247 nucleotides long. RefSeq lists its product as uncharacterized. The transcript has 5 exons. Lineage: Eukaryota; Metazoa; Chordata; Mammalia; Pholidota; Manidae. Bases 360 to 1247 code for a protein of 295 amino acids. The record is from RefSeq and is a predicted model, not a curated record.
GAGGCGCGGGCCCCGGACACUGGGCUCCCCAGUCUCCCCUAAAGGGACAUGGCACUCAGGCUCCUGUUUGACCCCUAGGUCCCUGCCUUCCCCACCACGAUCAUGUCUCCCACUCCCCAGGCUGCAGAGUUCGCCUGCAACGACUGGAGGUGGCAAGCAGCCUGCUGUCACAUCUAAAGAGGUAAUGAAGCUCACCCUUCCCUCUCGGGUCCUUCCUCCCUGAGCCUGUAAGGGGACUCCAGGGCUGCCGCAGCCUGCAGCCAACUUGCGGGGGGCAGCCGUGGGGACAGGGGUGGGGACAGACCUGGGGUGUGGGACAGCAGGAGCACCAUGAAGUCAGUGUGGGGGCUGUGGAGGCCAUGGGCCCCAGAUGCCCGCCCCUGCCUGGCCGCCUUGGCCCUCCUGGCCCCGUCUGCUCCUGGCUGCACCUUGUGCCUCCUGUCCUCUCCAGCCACCUGAGCAGGAUCCUGGACAAGAGCGGAGAUCAUCGGUCACGUCAGGACACCCCUGGUGAGAACAAGCCGCAAUGUCUCGUCCCGACUGAGACUCCACACCCAGAACGGCCCACGUUGCAGAAGGAACCGGAAAGUCAGUGGGCUCGAUCCUCUGCAGUCGAAAGGCCUCAGGAAGUGUGCAGCGUCCCUACAUCCACCUGUCGGGGACUCUCUAAGGGAUGGAAACCCCGUGUGAACACCUGCCACGGGACUCCCUCCCUUGAGCUGAACACUCGAGAGAUGCUGGAAGCACGCACCAGAAGGCUCCGGGCACAGCACAGGCGGCGGGUACUCCUGAAGGUCGUUCAGGCUCUAGCCGUCUAUCGGCUGAAAAAGACUCACGCCUGGCCCAUUCUGCAGUCGGCCUUAGCCGCCCCAGGCGCCUGUGUGUCAGGCAUCCCCGGGAGACUCAAGUUUCCUGACCUUGUGGGCAAAGCCCCUCAGGCCUUUCCAGGAGAGACCUUGGAAACUGAGGAGGCAGCUUCCAGCACGGGGAGGCCUCUCCUCGCCCGCUCACGACAACCCUAUCACAACACAGAGGCUGAGAGUGAGCUGAAGUCCAAGGUGAAGGUACAGUCGCUGAACCACCCUCGACACUGUCCCCCUCACAUGCCGUUCAUCAGAGGAGAAGCAUAUCCCAACACAGAGGCUGAGAGUGAGCUGAAGCCCAAGGUGAAGGCCACCAGCGACACUGCCCGCGGCACUGUCCUCUUCGCAGAGGUGUCUAGUCUGGGCAACCGCAAGGUGCUCUAA